AUGGAGAAUGUGAACAGGACGAGGGUUACUGAGUUUAUUUUAGCUGCUUUUUCUAGUUUCCAUCAAUUUCAAGUUUUACUGUUUAUUGUUGUCCUAUUUGCGUAUGUUGUUUGCAUUAUGGGAAAUAGUGCAACUGUUACUCUUAUCAGCAGCAAAUCAUCACUUCAAACCCCAAUGUAUUUUUUUAUUAGCACAUUUUCUGCCUUGGAAAUCAUAUUUGUCACUGUUACUAUCCCAAAACUUCUAGCUAACCUCAUUGGUGUGGAUCGUAAGAUAUCGUUUAACGGCUGUUUUGCACAGCUUUUUGCGUUCAAUGCAUUGGGGGUAACGGAAUGCUAUCUUCUUGCAGUCAUGGGCUUCGACCGGGACCUGGCAAUUAACAAUCCUUUACAUUAUACAGCUAUAACCACCAAAGGAUUCUGUAUUAAGCUAGCAAUUUGCCCAUGGAUUGCUGGUUUUACCAUAGCUCUCGUACCCACAGUGUUUACUGCCAAUUUAGAGUUUUGUGGGCCUAAUAUGGUCAACCAUUUCUUCUGUGACCUAGCUCCUUUGCAGAAUUUGACUUGUUCUGAUCCCUUCAUCAGCAAUGUGGCUACAAGUUGUGCAGCUGUUUUUGCCACUGUUGUCCCAUUUAUCACUGUGAUUGGAUGCUACGUUGAUAUUAUCAUUGCCAUCUCAAAGAUUAAAAGUGCUGGUGGAAAAAGGAAAGCCUUCUCCACUUGUUCAUCCCACCUUAUUGUUACCAGCAUGUUCUUUGGCUCAGCCAUUGUCGUAUAUGUGAAUCCAAAGGGCAGUCAAUAUGAUAAAUUCCUAGCCCUUGUUUACACUGUAUUUAUUCCUUUGUUAAACCCUUUCAUCUACACACUGAGAAACAAAGAUGUGAAAUCUGCCUUUAGGAACUCAAAAAUUCUAAAGGGUCAAUGGGGAUUGUUUCAUGACUGA
Molecule: messenger RNA, 942 nt
Organism: Pelobates fuscus (common spadefoot toad)
Lineage: Eukaryota; Metazoa; Chordata; Amphibia; Anura; Pelobatidae
Product: olfactory receptor 6C75-like
Exons: 1
Coding region: 1-942 (313 amino acids)
Biological process (GO): G protein-coupled receptor signaling pathway
Cellular component (GO): membrane
Molecular function (GO): G protein-coupled receptor activity; olfactory receptor activity
Source: RefSeq, a predicted model, not a curated record